Molecule: messenger RNA, 1392 nt
Organism: Lobosporangium transversale
Lineage: Eukaryota; Fungi; Mortierellomycota; Mortierellomycetes; Mortierellales; Mortierellaceae
Exons: 5
Coding region: 1-1251 (416 amino acids)
Biological process (GO): cellular response to misfolded protein
Cellular component (GO): endoplasmic reticulum membrane
Molecular function (GO): Hsp70 protein binding
Source: RefSeq, a predicted model, not a curated record
AUGGAAGUCAAUAAGGAUGAGGCCUUGCGUUGCCUCGACAUUGCUCGACGCCAUUUGAACUCUGGAAAUUAUGCAAGCGCACGAAAAUUUGGCAACAAAUCCGUUUCUCUCUUCCCCACACCUGAAGCAAAUACAUUCCUUCACAAGGUUGAACAUGAGGAAGAGGCAGGACAAGCAACUACAUCCAGCACCACAUCUACUGCUGAACAUAAGCCUGUGGAACGAGAAUAUACCCCAGAGCAAGUCGCUGCAGUGAAGAAGAUUCGAUCUUCUGGUGGAGACUUUUAUAAAGUUUUGGGUGUCAGCAAGGAUGCAACAGACGCAGAUAUUAAGAAGGCUUAUCGCAAGCUUGCACUUCAGAUGCAUCCUGACAAAAACGGUGCUCCAGGAGCGGACGAAGCAUUUAAGAUCGUCUCCAAGGCAUUCACAGUUUUGAGCGAUCCACAAAAGCGAGCGAUCUUUGAUCAACAUGGACCUGAGAGUGGCAGGAGCUCUGGAGUUAAUUAUGACAGAGCAUCGCCUAUGGGCCAAGGAUUUAAUGGCAUGAACGGCUUUGGCGAAGAAAUCUCGCCGGAGGAGCUUUUCAACAUGUUCUUUGGAGGCGGCAGCUUUGGUGGUUCAUUCCACUCUGCAACGUUUGCUGGACCAGGAUUUGGUCCCCGACCCUUCCGCCCAUAUACGCAACAAACACAAAGACAACCACAGCAGCAGGCACAGGGAGCCGGUGCAACUAGUGGAUUCUCCAGCCUGAUUCAAAUCCUACCUCUGAUCCUCCUCUUCAUCAUUUCCCUGACAUCAAACUUUUUCUCAGAUAGCGAUUCCUCUUCCUCUCGCGACAGCUCACCUGCAGCCUCCGAUUUCUCAUUGGGUGCACAUGGAUCUUAUCAAUCAGCACGUUUUACUAGCGCACAUCACGUUCCUUACUUUGUGAAUGAACGAAGAUUCAGGAACACAUUUACGAAACCUGGUGGUGGUGAAAAGAGGGACGUACAUGUGUUAGAUCUCAACAAAGUGAUCAAUGGUGUUAAAGUACAACAGAUUUUGACUCAACUGGAAGAAAAUGUCGAGACAACGUACUUAAAAUAUAUGCGAAACGAGUGUUUGAAUGAGAUCAAGCGCAAAGAGCUAGCCCACAGUCGAGCCCAGGGAUUCUUCGGUAGGGACAAGAAGAUGUGGGAAGCUGCAGAACGGAUGACUACACCAAGCUGUGAUAUCAUUCGGGAUAAGUUUGGAAGUAGAUAUAUGAGCUAGAGAAACAGAAAGGAAGCAGAAGAGAAGAAGAGCUUGAAAUAACUUAUGACGGGAAUUAACUGAAGACCAAGAAGCUGAAAAUACUACCAGGAUCAAAUAGGCAAUAGACCAUAUUCUCCUGCUUAUAAACUAAAUACUAAU